Messenger RNA from Spirodela intermedia, 17444 nucleotides. Lineage: Eukaryota; Viridiplantae; Streptophyta; Magnoliopsida; Alismatales; Araceae. The record is from the annotation of a GenBank genome assembly.
AUGAUUGAUUCUGAACUUUUUAUUGUGAGGGCCUUUAUCUUUCUCACAGUGUGCUGUUUCACGCUGUUUGUGGGAGCACAAGUUACUCACCCAUCAGAAGGUGAACUUAGUUGCAUGAGAUUUACAGUUAAAUUAUCUUCUUUCAGUAAUUUUUGAAUCAUGCAUUCUUCACAAAAUAGUCUAAUCCAUCGUUCAACCUUCUCCAGGAAAAUACUGAUUGAAAAAUCUUCUAUAUUUACAUUGUGAAGCUCGUCUUCUUAGUUGAUUUACGAUAUCACCUGUUUUUAUCUACUUUAGAUUUCGAUCCAUUCCGGACAGAUUAAAGCUGAUCCUUUCUCCCUCCUUCCCUCCCUCUCUCCCUCUCUCUAUCUCUGGUUGUAAUUCUGUGCGUUGGGAUUGUAUACGUAACCAGGUGUGGGGUGAUCAACUGUCUUCUUUGUGCUGUGCAGAUUUGAAGUUAAAUCUGCUUUCAAGAAUGUUCCGAGUCGUUCAGGGUGCCAAUGCAGUUUAUCAGUGUCUAACAGUUCUUAAUUGUAAUUCUGAUUCAGGUCUUCUAGAAGAAAAAAAUAUGGAAAACAGAGAGGAAACUGUCAUGGCAUUAAGGCUUGAUAAAAAGAAAUCUAAGCGUGUGUUGUUUACAAUCUUUAGAAGGAAAAUCCGCGAGCUUUAUCAUUAAUUCUUAUAAUUGAGACCUUUUCUUUUCAAAAGACUUCAUUCUCACGUGUCUUCAUCCAUUUUUUCUUGGUUGGUCAUACACCAUCAUAGUGAGCAUUGUACACACACCUGUCACCUUGUCUUGUGGUCAUAUGAGAUAGAUAUUCGAGGAGUUUCUAUUUAAUUGAAGAAGUUGUCUUGAUGGAGACCUUUGUUGUUGAAUCAAGUGACCUGUUUAAUGUUCAUGUAAUCUAUUACUCGAAAAACGUAAUAUUUACGUUUGAUCUUUUAAUAUUUGAUUGCAUACAUUUAUAGUUUUCUUCUUGAAGAAAAUGAAUCGGACUCAUUGCCAUGCAGUGAUAGAAACAAAGAUCUCUUUCAUGGAAGCAAAAUAGAGCAGAUAGAACUUACCUAAAUUCUGCUUCUUUACCUUAUUUUUCGGUGUCUCUAGGCAGCCAUUCAAUUGAAUCAUGUUAAACCCUUAUUAAUCAAAGCUAUGGUUUUACGUGUGCAAUGUCCUCAUGGGAUUGUAGCCAAUUCAUGCUGAAGCGCGUUGAUUGUUUAUUAGAGUGAAAGUUAGAAGACAGAUCUUGCCUAAUACUACUUGAUGCUUCCAUCGGAAUACUUAAAACCUUCAUUCAAGUGGUUGCUUGAAGGAAUUUAAUGAUUAUCCACAUGUACUGGUACGAUCUGUAGGAUAUGAUUGCCGAAGAAUUGUAUCGAUGACUGUAUUUUUGUGCGAUGAUACAUGAGACAUGAGCGAACUAUUGAACUUAAGCUGCAUCAUGAGGACAAAUAUGUCGAGCACUGUCUUGGUUAUGUGCUCAAAGUUGUCCAUAUGUUCUGGCACUAUAUGAAAAAAACACUCCUUUCGAAUGCUGUCAGCUACCAUUUUUUAUUCUUUUCCUUCUCCUUUGAUACAAGGUAACAGAAGUUUUUUCCCCUAUCUACACGAAGAGAAGAGUAAUGUGGAAAUUAAUACGUUAGGACUUAAAUUUGUUAAUCUGAAGCAGGAAUCUAACAAUUGGUCAUUGUGGGAGCAUCCUCAUAGUAAGAAAUUUAUAAGCACAUGAUUGUAUCAUCCGCUAUCUUUUUGUCUGAGGGUGACAACAAAAGAUAAAUACAGGGAAUAUGUUGCUGGUGGCUAUGGCUUACGUGUUAAUAGGAAGAUAAUGAGGGCUAGAUCACGAACAAAGUUAUUCUCCAUUGUUUAUCGUUGUUUUUGUUUUUUUGCAGUUGGGGCAUUAAAAGUCAUUCGUAGCAGGUUAACCGACCCUAAGAAGAAUCUCGACUCCUGGAAUGAGGGGGACCCAUGCGUAAAAAAAUGGAAAGGGGUUCUGUGCCCGAAUACUACGUCUAGUGAUGGAUAUCUACAUGUCCGUGAAUUGUAGGUAUCUCAUUACUCCGUCUUUUUCUUAUCCUGUUUUGAUGUCAAGUAAAAUCUCUGUAUUAUCAUUGACGCUUUUUAUUUAAUACUUGUUUAGUCUACUAUUUCAUUGUCCAUGUAACAAUAAUUAUAAGGUCUCGGUGUUUCUUUGCUACCUUGAAGAAAUGUUGCCAUUUAUGUGCUCUUUCUCAAGUCUACCUUUUAGUUACCUUUUUUUACAGAUAAUUUACAUUUUGGUAGUCUGAUAAUACUGCAGAGUAGGCUCUGAUUUCCCAGUUGGGGUCAACACGCAUGAGGCUAAGGCUGAUCAUAAAUGCUUAAUUUUUAUGGGAAAUAUCUGGGAAAAUUCAUUUACAUAUGAUAAGCUGUGAUGUAAAUUGAAAAUGUGUGAACAUGUGUGUCGUGGGUAUCCAUCAUCACUUUGUGGAUGCAGUCUAUCUACAACAGUUCAAUGUGAUAGUUUUGUUAUAAACGUUUACCUCUUAUUAUCAAGAACAGAUUUGAUACGUGAAAGAGAGGGCGAAUCCUCGAUUCUGAAGUUUUUAACUUAGUCAGAUCCCAUGUGCACACACUUUUGGUGAUUGCUUAGAGGGUUUUGCACAUUCUUUUUCUUUUUUUGGUUUAUGCCUCUGAAAUAAUCUUGAAUGUUGCAUAAUUUUUUAUGUUUUUUCUGGUUAAAUUCACUAGUAGUGUUUCUUUAUUCAUGAUUCUGAAAAUGCCUUUCAGAGGCUAUUUGAAUAUUCCAUGAUUGUUCUUACACUCCCAUAUUGCUUUGGCAGUGAUGUUUGUAGUGGUGGGUGCUGUCAGAAAAUCUAGCUUUCAGUGGAGAAUUCUUUAAAUUUCAUGGGCGUUUGAUUACAAUAAAUUUACUUACUUUUUCGAUGUAGGCAACUGCUGAACAUGAACCUGUCAGGAAGUCUAGCUCCUGAAUUGGGAAAGCUAUCACAGUUACAAAUCUUGUAAGUUAAUUACUUUUAGUUAUUGGACAAGAUGAUGUAGAAUUUUCACCCUCCCCCAGGUGACCCUUUUUGGUUGGGUGAAUGUAGGAUUGUAGCACCUCAUUUUACACUGUUGUCUUUAUGGUUUUCCCAUCUUGAGUGGAAAUUGAAUUGAUCAUUGACUUUUUUCCCGUCUCUCUUUUCUCUCUUAAGGGACUUCAUGUGGAAUCAGAUAGGUGGCAGUAUACCGAAGGAGAUUGGCGAUAUUAAAACUUUGAGGCUCCUGUACGUUGUUUUCAUAAUGUUUUGAUUAAUAGAAAAUAACUCUCGUCUUACUAUGAUUGUGACAGUCUCCUCUCUGAUUGAAGUAAUUUAUAGAAAUAUUGAACUUCGAUUUGCUUGUCAACAUGUUCCUCUACUGUUUGUCGAUUAGAAUCCCAUUACGGGGAGCAAGAUCUUGUUAGUUGAAAGCUUGUAUUCUUCCUCCAGAGCAUAUUUUAAUAUUUUUGCUUGUUUUACUUGUUUUUUCUAUCAGUGACUUACUUGUAGAGUCACUGGCUAUCUCGAAACAUUUCUGGACAACAUUUUCUCACAUUCAAAGUUUCCUGAAUGAGGGUUAUGACUGAUCUAAGAUAGAGUUUACUCGGAAACAUCUAAUCAUGUUCCCGCAGUUGAAAGUGAACCACAUUAGUUGGUCUAAUAGCGCCGGUCAUGCAUAUCCAUUUGGUGGAUUGCUAAAAAUCGAGUCCAAAUGGGAUACAAAAUAACAAUGGGAAGUGCGUGGAGUGGUAUCUGAUGACUUGCUUAAAAAGGACUUUUUUCUGCUGUUGUCAUAGAGAGCCAAAUGUGAACCUGAUGGAAAUAGUCAUUUAUAUUCUCAACUUAGCAGAUUGCAAAAACUUAUAAGCAUAGAGCUUUAUCUGGAUGAAAACUGUCAGUUCCUCUUGUACUUUCUUGAAUCAAGGUAUAAAAUUAGUGAAUCUUAAAACAUGAUCCAACAUGAGAACAGUGUCACAAUAUCGCAUUUCCUCUGUGUUAGCGUAUGAACUAGGGACUCUUGUUAUUAUUUCUUGUCACCUAAAACUUUGUGUCGACCAUUUUGAUGAAGAUUUUAUCUGCACUACCAAAAUGGAAUGGCCUUUCUAGUGCUAUACAUUGAAAGAAAGAACCGCGGUACAAGUACUUGCUCUUGCGACUCCUGAAAUAAAUAAAUAAAUAAAUAAAUAAAUAAAUAAAUAAUAAAAAACAAACGUUGCUCUGUAGCAUGGUACUUAUCUUGCCUAUCCAUUGGUUUAGUAAAGGCAACUUCAGAGAUAUUAAGAAAAAGUGUCGACUUCUGGAAUGACACAUCUAUGGCAAAUGCUGAUCUCAUAGCUCAAUAUGUCUCAUUCAGGGUUAGAACAAUGCUAUUGGAGAUGCCAUUUAACGUUAUAGGCCUACUUUGGAGGGAUUUCAUAGAUGUUUAUUCCCAACACAUUCAUUGAUUGACUACUAAUUUGUGUGUGCACGGUAAUCAGAUGACAUAGAAAUGACAAUUUUUUAUUCUUAUGCCCUCCAGUGAUAUUUAUUCUAGUCCAAUUUUACCUUUGGAUAUGAUAUUUAGAUGUGGGCAUAAAUAACGAACAAAUGUGUACAUAAAAUGAUUUUAUUUAAAAAAUAGAUUUAAUCAAUAAUGGGAAAUAUACAUGUCUAUUUUGGUGGGUUAUCACUGCAAGCUCCGUAAGGGAGGAAUAAUAACUCAUUCGAACCUCACAAUCCUUAAGAUCUGCUUUUUUGUUUUGUUUUGAAAAGAUGUCAAUAUCUGUAACAUUUUUCCUAUUUGUAUUUAUUUGGUUGCUCCGAAGAGGCACUAUUUUUUUUUUGGCAUUUGAUUCUAAUGGUUACUUUUAUUUUCAUGUAUCUGCAGUCUUCUCAAUGGCAACCAAUUAUCAGGUUCUCUGCCUGAAGAACUGGGUUAUCUUCCUAACCUAACCAGAAUACAAAUAGAUGAGAAUCAGAUAUCCGGACCCUUGCCAAUGUCAUUCGCAAAUUUGAACAAAACAAAGCACUUGUCAGUGAUUUUGUCUCAUUUGUUUUAUGUUGAAUAGAGAAAAUCUUCAUGCGUUCUUUCACUGACAUUCUUUUCUUUACAGCCAUAUGAACAAUAAUUCAAUUAGUGGACAAAUUCCACCGGAGCUUUCCAGAUUGCCAAGUCUCCUCCAUUUGUGAGCAUCUAUUUUUUGAUUUAUUUGUUUUGUCUUUUUUCAGUUUUUGUGAAAGGCUGUAUCUGGCUGGAAAAUCCCUUUCUUGUUAUUGACAAAAGCUUGAUUUUGCAGCCUGUUAGACAAUAACAACUUGUCCGGCUAUCUUCCUCCAGGGUUUUCCCAAUUGCCCAAUUUGCUCAUUAUGUAUGUUAUCUUCUGUGUCUUUUCCAUAUGAGAUUGAUUAAUCGAACUUUUUAUUGUGUGAUUUAUUUAUAUUACAUUGUUAUAGAGCAUUUUUUAGUCAUUCAGAUGAGAAUAUGCACGAUCGGAUUCCAUGUCCAAUUUGAGCAUGUUUGAUUGAUUGCCAGAUGUCUGGAUAUGUGGGAAACUGAACCGAGUUCGAAAAAACAAUUUUUUUUCUAAUGAAGUGCACACAAUUUAUUUUAUUAUGGAUAUCAUUAAAAUAGUCCCAUAUAGGUUUCUGUAAAUUAUGACUAUAAUGUGAGUUGGACUUCUUCGCCCAAAACUUUAACUUGGUAUUAGAACCGCAGCUUCAGAUUACCCAUAGAGAGGUGAUGAUAUAAUAAUUUUAUCUGCAUAUUUUACUGUCGUAUCAAAGCUGAUGGUAGCGUGUUAAAUUGUAUGCCCUUCAUUAAUGUUGUCCAUGUUACUCAUAGCUUAAAAUAUUGGAUUGCAUGUGAUGUGUGUUAGAAUAAUUUCUUAUCGGUUGCUAUAAAAGUAGACCUGUUGUUAUAGAUGUGUACAUAUUCUCCUCCUCGUCAAUCAGUUUUCACUUGGACGAGCAAUAACAAUAAUAUUGAUGAACACCUAUACCCUAAUAUAAAAAAGAUUCAAAAGGAAGAUCCUUUAAAACGCCACGACUUCUUCAUUUUUGUCUCUUUUGUAGUGAUGAUAUGUGCGAUGGCAAUGGACUGACUACCUAUGGCAGUGAUGGUCUUUGGGAUCAAAAUUUGUUGGUGGUGGAGAGUAGCAAUACUUAUUUUUAAUCGUUUAGUUUCUUCUUCUUUCAACUAGAGUAGGUUUUGACGGAAGUUGACUAUGAUGGUGGCUGUAAUGGCGAUGAAAUUGACACAAGGAUGUUCUCGAAUUCUGAUAUCCUAUUUUGAGGGGGAUUAGAAUUUCCUCCAAAAUCAGAUGAGGGAAGAUGAUAUUUUUCUUUACUGUCUUAUAUGCAGAUUAGAAAAUUUUAUGUCACUAAAUCCAAAUCGAGCUUCCAAUCUACCAUUAAAAGAAGCCAGUUUAGUUGUCAGUCAGAGAAUCUGUCAGACCUUCCCUUUUUUUGGAACAUGCUGGUGACUGUCUGGGCACCUCUUUGUUUCUUAGUAGGUUAGAUUUCAUUGGAAUUCAUUAAUUUUUAAAGGGAAGAAAGUUUCUGUAGAUGUAAUCUAAGAAUCCCUUAGGGCAAAAGUUUGUCAUUUACACUGAGAUGAAAGAACACCUACGGGUGACAGUAUUUUGGCACCAUGUACCCAUGUAAAUUUAUUUUUCAAUAUUUUCGAUGCUUCGUUAACCCAUGUAUUCUUAAAGUUUUUCUUCAUUUCUCCACUACACUAGCUUGAAUCUGAGCUUUUGGUUUUUAUGUUAUAAUCAAAUCCCAUGAGUUGCAUAGUUGGUUUGUCGUUGUCACUGCAAAAAGCAUCAAUAAGGGCAUGCUUGUUCCCUCCAACUUCAGUUUCAACAUUUUUCAAUUUAUUGUCAGUAUUGAAAAUCAUCAAUCUACCAGAUUCACUUUUGUGACUGCAGUGAAAAGGUAUUUUGAAAAUGAGAGUGACCAUUUAAAUAUCUUGUAUGCGCCCAUUUGUUUUGUUAUACAUUUACAUGCUGCUGGUUGUGUGAUGAUGGACAUUUUAUCCUCAGGGAAUGACUGUUAGGCGAUAGUAACUUAUUUCAAUUGAAUCCAAAAUAUUCUGUGAUUGUGACGAUUAGUAGUUUACAGAAUUUGAAGAAUACAUUAUGUUUGCAGGCAAGUUGAUAAUAACAACUUUAGUGGCACCACAAUUCCGGCUACUUAUGGAAGCAUGAAAAAACUACUGAAGCUGUAAGUUUUUGUCUGUCUAUGACUAGAUUUUUACCUGUAAUAUGAAUUCCCACUUGACUACAAAUGAUUUAAUCGGAGUUUGUUUCUGAGACAUGUUGUAUUUCUGUAUUUUAAAUAGAGUACGGUGAUUUCUAUAAACUAGGAUUUUCAUUUAUUUAUUUAAUUUUUUGGAAAUCAGGGUUAACGUGUAAUAAUUAAAUAAAAAAGAAACUAAUGUGUUCCAAGGCACCAAGGUUUUUAAUUGGCAUUGCAAAAUUCAGUUCUUCGAAAAAUUCUUGAAAAUCGAAUGAUUUUGUUAAUAUACCUAAAAGAAAGAACUCCUCCGGGAAUUUCGCACUUGGGUUAUGAGUUGUCUUCCCUCAUGCGAUUUUACUUCAGAAUUGUUGAAUUUCCUUCACUUCCUCUAGAUCCUCGAGAAAAAAAACCUUCUCGUGUAGAGAGAGGGACAGUAACUUCUAUUCAAGAUGUGAACUUUACACACUCAGAGGAAAACAAACACUUAGACUGGUUUUAACAGUCAUGUGACACACUAAGGCAGAGUAGUUUAACAGAAACUGUACUCCUUGUGUAAAGCAAAAAAUAAAGAAUAUAACUCUGUAGCUUUGCUGCGACUACCUAAAAAAUUGGCUUGAAUAAAAAGCCAGGCGUAGACUGGUGUGGUCGUGAGGACGAGGGUGAAGCAUUAUGCCUUACGAACACCUGGGAGGAUGGUGUGCUAGGCCACAAUAAAGUCCGUCUGAUGUUUUAUACCGUGGUCAACCGUUAACUACUCUGCUUAAUGACGAUUAAAGAAGGGACUAAUAAGGAAAAAAACAAUGCAAAAAUGAUCAUUAGUGGAGUUGAUCACUGCUAGUAAGACGAUCAAAUUUUUAAUAUCGUACUUGUCUUAUUAGUGAAGUUGACCACUACUUUUAGGACGAUGAUAUUUUUGAUAGUAAUGAGAACAGUGAUGUUUGUGACAUGGUUUCCACUCAUUCAUGAGAUUCUAUCUCCGAAGGGGUACAGUAUUAGGACAGAGAUCAUCAAAAAACUUUAGUCCUCCCAAAAUAUCUUAAAGAAGAGGAUGCAGCUUUACCUCCUCCAGGAUUAAGUCUUACCAUUCCAAUUUGUGUGAUUCAUGUGACUCACACUGAUGAAAUAAUACUUGACCCUGCUACUGGGGUUCAAGUGGGACUUUGGGUCCAGAUCUACCAUCCUGGGCUACUCUAAUGGUUUUCCCAUUUUCAGAGCAAUUUUUAUCGUUUUUCUUCGGUUAUUUAUUCUUGUAUCUUAUUAGUAUAUGAGAUUGUCAGUGCUCUCACUUAGUUAACAUUGAAAAACGUUUUUACACGAUCUGUAGACAAGCUAUUGAUUCUAUUUUUCCCCCUGUUUUUUUAUUAAUUCCUUAAUUACCAUGAAGGUUUUUUCUUGUGUGAUAUGGAUUUAUGUUCAGAACUAUGUACUCUUACGAUAAAUUAGUAGCAGUUUGGUAAAUGAAAAAUGCUGCUUCUAGGCUUAUGUGAUUUGGGCAGUUUUCAUGACACAUGGCAAAUAGUCACAAAAAUUGCGAAGUUUCAGUUUUGUACUUUCUUGCCUUUCUUCCUUGGCACACUUGGAAUCCCUAUCGUCCACUAACGAUUGAUUAAAGUUAAUACAUGUUCUUACUCUGCCACAAACAUUUCUUAAUAUAAAAUUGAUUCCAGUUAUUUUUUCGUCUAACCAUCAUUUUCAUGUCAUCAGGAGUCUUAGGAACUGCGGUCUGCUAGGAACUAUUCCAGAUUUUAGCGGAAUACCUGAACUUGGUUAUUUGUAAGUCUUACUAAUGCCAAGGAUUUAUUUACAAUGCUAAAGCAAUGGUUCUUUCAGGUUUCAAGUAGUUAUUUCUGAUGCACCUCACGAUGAAUGAUUAUGAUAGUAUCUUGUAGGUCUUAUUUCUGACGUGAUAUUAGGCUAUAUACAUUGCAUGAUUUCCUACUGUCCUUAUUUCAGAGAUCUCAGUGGAAACCAGCUGGAUGGGCCCAUACCGACAAAAAAGCUUUCUCUUAAUAUCACCACAAUGUAUGUCACACUCUACCCGCAGAUCAUUCUUUGCCAUUGAAUUCUCAGUGGAAAGCAUUAGCUGCCAUGUGCCAACUUGUCGUUAGGAAGCAGUGGAACACGCUGUGAUUUUCCGCGUAAUUUUCAAUUCUUGUCUGAAUUUUUUUUCACACUAUUGGGCCUCAAUCAGCUAAUCAGCGUGUUCCAAGCUGGUUGAUUCUGAUCUGAUUGGAUCAGACGUGGCCAAUCAGUUUAUCUGAUCGGUUCUGAAUACAGUGCAACAGGUGCCAUCUGAGAUGAGGCCUCAGUCUUUGUAUCAAUUCCAUCAUCGGGAUAACUAACUUAUGCUUCAAAAUUCUUAGUUUUUAGCUACUCUUUUUAUUUUAUUUUAAAUAUGGAACACUAAUUGUUGAUUUUUGAACUUAUGCAGCGACUUUUCAAAUAACAAGCUUAAUGGAUCGAUUCCAGAGACUUUUUCAGGCCUACCUUUUCUCCAGAAAUUGUGAGUAGGCCUAUUUUAAAAUUUAUGAUCUUUUUCUAUGCAGCAGACGGAGAUGUGCUUACUUUAAUGGGCAAAAGUUGCCAAAAUUUCUUCUAUGCUGUAUUACUCAACAGUCAUCAUACAUUUCACUAGUGUUCCCUCUUGGAUAUUUUAGCUGGGGAUAUUGAAUGAAUUUGACUCUGUCAUAACAUACUUUUCGUUGCAGGUCUCUUGCCAACAAUUCACUCACUGGUUCAGUACCAUCUGCUAUCUGGGAAAAUGCAACUUUAACUAGAAAUCAAAGUCUAAUCUUGUAAGAUUUCGUAUUGUAUGAUUUUCCCCACAAGACUAGUGUAUUUAUAUGGGUGAUGAACUUCUUUAUUGAUUUAUUUUUUUUCAGAGAUUUUGGAGGUAAUUCUCUGACAAACAUUUCACGUGUUGUGAGUCCUCCUGCCAAUGUUACCAUCGUGUAAGCUUCCUUGCAACCGAGACUAGCAUGGCAUCUUUGGUUUUCUCAUUUUAUAAUAACAGUUCAAGGGAAAGGAGAUUAGCAGUCUGAGAUAGAUUGGUUUUGAUGACACCUUUAAGCUUCCUAAAUUUCCUUUAUCCAUAUCUUGAAUGAAUCGCUGUUUUCUGUUCAUAAGAAAUUAUCCACCUGAUGAUGCGUGGAAGGAAGUAGAAUGAAAGAAAUGAUCAAACGAGAAUACAAAACCAUUUCUUUACUAACCUUGGUUAAGGGUGGGUUUUCUCCUCUCAAUAUUGCUUGAUCUUGAUGGGUUUUGAAUUCUUGGUUCAUUUUCUGUGGCUGCAGCUGAGUUUUUUUUUUUUUUCUUCUCUUAGCUCUACUGAUUUCCUUCGUCUCCAUGUGCUUUUCCUCUCCUAGCCUUCUUAUGCUUCUUCCCGCCUCGUUUUCCUGCUGCGACUCACAUUCUCCUUUUCUCUAGUCCGUUUGAUUCUAUUUACCCAUCUUCCCUUUUAUUUUUGAUCUCCAUAUUGGUUUCAUCCUGGGAAACCUUGAGAGAAGAUGCACGAAUCGCAGAGUGUAAAUCACAGUGAGUCUGGGUUCUAAGUUGCCUUCUCUUCCCUUGGCAUCUUAUCAAACAUUUGCCAUAGAAAAAAUUACUUUGGCCAUGUUAGGUGUUUAAAUAAUCAGUUGGUACUACGCAAUUGCAUCUGUCAAUACGAAUGUCGAAAACUAUACUGUAACGCAAGAUCUAACAGGAUAUACAGUAUUGAAAAAAAAUAAAAAUCUUUGCUUCUUAUUCACGUCAAAGAUGACUGCUAGUUAUAUAAAAGUACAAUGGCUACGAAAUAAGGAAAAUACGUAACAGAGCAGGAAACUUACCAAAUAGGAAACUGACGAAGAGCUGAACUCCUAAACAUACGUUCUUUCCUACUAUGAAUAAUGAAAAGUUGCUAGGGGCUUGUAAUCAUCAUAUAAUAAAUAGGGGAUGCGCAGAAGUGUGUGACCCAUAAGCUUUCAGAAACACCCUAUAUAUUGAAAGUCAUUUUCUUGUUCAAGUGGGCUGAAGGGAACGAUGGGGCUGACCCCACCCUCCCAGCAACCCAAUUCAAAGUUCUUCCUUUUGGUCUCUUAGAAACUUUUGGGUUAUCUGCCGUAGUGAUGCGGUAAUUCCAUUUGAGAUGCCUUGAAAACAUUAUCAUGCUUCCUUCUGCUUAUUUCAUACUGUUCUUAUGCUGCAUGCAUUAAUGGCGGAUGGUGUUGAUCAUUAUGGAGAAAGCAUAUGGGAAAAUCGUUUCAAUUCUAGGUGCAAUAAAGGUGGAAAUAUUACUAAAAUAUCGUCCCUUAUCAAACCAGACAAGCGUCUUUGAUAUCUCUUUACAUUAGAUUUAUUCUAUUUUUUUUUGUUUUUCAGAAUGACUGUAUAUUUGAUUUUCUGAGUCAUGUUGUUGGUUCUAGAUAUUCUCUAUCACAAAAUUAAUGAUCCAGUGCUCGUCAUUUUUGUUGAAUUACCGUUUGGCUCUUGAUUUGAAUCGUUUCGGGGUGAUUUCAGGCUGCAAGGGAAUCCUUUAUGUUUGAACCCAAACCAACAGAACAUCACCCAAUUUUGUGGGGCUUCAGCUGGAGAACAGCCCUCUGGAACAUCAGUAAAUGCAACAACCAUAUGCGGUUGCCCUGUGCAAGAUGGCUAUGAAAUUAAUACAAAAGAUCCUCGCCAAUGUUAUUGUGCUGCUCCAAUCAGAGUUGGAUAUCGUUUGAAAAGUCCUGGCAUAUGGGACUUUGUUCCAUACAGGGAAGCUUUCGAGAAAUACAUGACAGCAGGUCUGACAUUUGAAAUCCACCAGCUUACCAUUGAAUCAUUUGUAUGGGAAGAAGGCCCCAGGCUGGGAAUGUACUUAAAGUUUUUCCCUGGUAAUGGUAGUAUGUUCAAUUCAAGUGAAAUAUUGCAUCUCAGAAGUGCGUUCGCUGAAUGGCUUAUUCCAGAUAGUGAUAUUUUUGGACCUUAUGAAUUCUUAAACUUCACUCUUCGGGAACCCUAUGAUGAUGGUAUGUAUGGACGACUGCCCUAUUCUUUGUUGUUAUGCCUAGUAUAAUUGUUACCUUCUCCGGAUUGACUCUUCAUCUUUGUCAACGAGGCCAAUUUUUUUGUCUUUUGUACACAAUAUCCUGAAGUACAGACAAAUGGAAAAUGUAAUGCCUGAAUAAAAAUGGGACCUUGUUGUUUUGGAAAAUCAUAAUGUCUGCUUAAAAUUUCUGUGUCUAUGCGACCUUAGGUUAUAGAAAAUGAGCUAGCUAAGUGCUUUGUCUAUGCUAGAGUGAUUAAUUGAAUAGUUGUUUCCAUUUUUUAUGUUGAUAUAUGAGCCUAUUUAUUUCCUUAACCAAAAGAUUGUAAGAGUGAGGUUCUUAAGCAUUUUGACUGCACUGAGAAGAGUGACUGAACAAUUUUGAUUUGACUAAACGCGUUUAUUUUUCAGUUUGAACACCACUAUAGGUUUAUAUUAAGCCAUUCGGCUCAAAAUUAGUUAGCAACUAGCAGAAUAACCUAUCUUUACAGCUACAUGUUUACUUUUGUAUGCUAGUUGACUUGUACGCCAACUUUUGAGUCUGGUGAUGUAGACUAUGUGAGAGAGGCUGGCUCAGCUUAGAAAAAGUCCUCACUUUUGAUAAAAUGUAAAGGUUAGCGGGCCAUCCGAUUGAAACACUAAUUGAAAAUGCAUUCAUCCAAAUGGAAUUAUCUUAGCAGUGAUAAUUUCAAGAAACUGAUGUCUGAUUUCUAAGUUCACUAAUGUCUAUUGGUUCAUCAUUUCUUGCAGGGAUCUUCACAACAUCAAAAUCUGGAACGAGCAAGGGUGCAUUAGCAGGGAUCAUUAUAGGGACCUUUGCUGGAGCUUUUAUCUUGUGCGCUAUAGUUUCUAUCAUUAUUGUGAGAAGGCGCUACACAGGUCUGAAUGCCGCUUCAAGAAAACGUCAAAGUAAGUCAACUGCAGUGUCAAAAAUUUUAUGCCAUGGAUCAUUGUCGAAUGUCAGAUACCUAUCUGCACUUUCGUCCCAUGAAAAAUCCUACUCAGUCGGUGAUUCAGUGAAUGUCAAUGAUCAUUCCAAUCAUUGACACUUCAUCCCCACCCUUUCAAACAGUCCCUGCUAGUGGUCCAUAUCUGAUCACGUAGUCCGUGAUCUGGUCAUUUUUCCAAGAUUUUGGUCGCUCAUUUGCAUUAAUAUUAAAGGAUGAUAAAGGGGGUCUCUGCUAAAUGGAAUUUUUUCUGCGAAGAAUCAUAAGCUGAGUUUUCUAUAAGCUUUCUGAACACAAACAUACCAUGUCUUCCAAUCUUGCUGUCUACCAGCUUCAGACAGAGCCCCGCAAUAAUACAUCAAGCUUUUUUACCUUGUCAGUGUGGUUAUGGUCUUGAAAGUAGCCAAAACCCAACAGUUUUUAUAAUCAUCUAAGGACAACUUUUUCACAUGUGUUAUUCCCUUGUUUCUUUUACUGUUGUAGAACAAGGGAGAAAGAAAACCUUCCCAUUUCACAUUAUUUCAGUUCCUUCUCACCUUGUCAGUGUUCAAUUAUAUCAGUGGAAGCUCAUGUCAGCUAGCUGAGGAAUUUUGAACCGUCAGAUUUCCAAGUAAAUUUUACAAGCAUGUGUAGAUAUUGAUGCAUUCAUAUGAACUGCGAAAUAAAGUUGGCUACAUUUUCCCAGGACAGUUAUGGUAUUAUUUUUUCAUUCUAUGGUUCUGUUCAUUUUUUUUGCAUUUCACGAAAGAGUUCUCCUGCAUGUAGAGGAUCAAAAAAAUAUGGUAGUAAAAUGUUGCCAGAAGAAAUUUUUGCAUUUGAGAAUUUUUUUGAUUACAUUAUGAAUCUAUCGAUUCGAUGUUAUUACAAAUCUAAUGAAUGAACUGCUUGCUUCUGCAGCUUCCAGAAUCAGAAUGAAAAUUGAUGGAGUGAAAUCUUUUACAUUUAGUGAAAUGGCACUGGCUACAAAUACUUUCAGCGACUCCUCUCAAGUUGGGGUAGGUGGAUAUGGCAAGGUCUAUAAAGGCAUUCUAGCAAACGGGUCAGUAGUAGCCAUAAAACGGGCAGAGGAAGGAUCUUUGCAAGGCUCGAAAGAGUUCUUCACCGAAAUAGAGAUGUUGUCGAGGUUGCAUCACCGUAACUUGGUCUCCUUGGUUGGAUACUGCGAUGAACAAGAUGAACAGGUGCCAUUCUUUUCUUAUUAGCAAAGUUUGCGAUUUCCAUGCUGUACCUAUUAUUUAUUCACUAGUAAGGUGAACUCACAACAUGUUGUGGUCGGCAAGCAUGCCAUGUUGCAUGAAACUCAGGCACGUCGGUGUUUGUGUAAAAACAUUAGAUACGAAAUCUUGGUCAAAGAGUUGGUUUACCAGUUUUACAAGAGCUUGUCUUGAACAGAGAUGAAACCAAAAAGAGACAGAUUGUCAAGGGCCUAUGUGAUAAACUUCACUGAAUCACUAAAAGUGCAGCUUUUUCCCAGAUUAUCAUUGGUAAUGGUAUGCCACUAGUUCUUUACAGCUUGAGAACAAAGGAUGCCAGAAAAUCUUGUGGUUACCAAGGUACCUUUGUGUAAAUAACCACAGAUUUUUAGUCGAUAUCAUUUCAUGAUUCAAAAGCUAGAUAAUCGUUGUCCAAGAAAUGCACAACCCUCUGAAACCAUUUUAGACGUUUGGCCCACAAAAUGGUGCUUUUCACCGGUAAUUGUGCUUGAAAAUUUACACCAUUUGGGCCGAAUCCUUAUGGUCGAUGGACUUCUCAGUAUAUCAUUUCAUUACACACGAUGAAUAUGACUGUUCAUUCUAUUUCCUCGCCAUAUGAAUAGUUGAAAUUUUUGUCUGUGGACUAUUAUUCUCACAAAUUUUUGUACCUACAUCAUCACAUCGUAUUGUUGUUUGCUUGGAAUCCUGUUGGAUCCAUUUUUACUGUAUGUUAUUCAUGAUGCUGUGUCGUUGUGUCACAUCUUGUUCAGUUUUUGUCAGAGCAUAGGAUCAUUAUAUUAACCCUCAAAGAAAAAAGGCCUUUUAGUCUGCUUUGUGCAUGUAUUCAUAUGCUCAUUAUGGCUGAUAGACUACAUUUGCUUGCAGAUGUUGGUGUACGAGUUUAUGCCUAAUGGCACACUGCGUGAUCAUCUUUCAGGUGAGGCAUUUGAGACUCUUUGACGAAAUGUGUGAGUGGAGCUUUUGCCAUAAGACAUAAAUCACAGGGGAAUCAGCAUCUCCAUCUACUCAUGUAGACCACAUGACCAUCCCUAGAAUUGCAUGAAUCAUCCAUGGGCACAGUUCAUCUAUCUUUUAUCAUUUAAUGGAAUUUUGUUCUAUUUUGUGUGAUCCGAAUUCUUCAGCCUGUAGAAAGCAUCUUGAAGGCCUUUGCUACCUCUCACUCCUGGUAAUAAGCCAUAUUGUUGACAUACUGUAGGUUUUCAUUUUCUGCCACAUACUUUCAAAUCGUGACGUUAGUUGGCUAUAAUCAAAAUAAAAAUUUAAAAAUGUAGACUUGACUAGAACGGGGAACAACUGGUCCACUGAGUGUCACACUACACGUUUCUGCCAAAUGCAUGCUUUGUAACAUCCUCGUUUUGUAUUUGGUUUGGGGAAGCUCUUGUAUUAACACUCAACAUGUGGACAGGCAAAGGAAAAGAUGCUCCGAGCUUCUCCAUGAGAUUGCGCAUUGCUUUGGGUUCUGCAAGAGGGAUUUUAUACCUCCACACUGAGGCAGAUCCUCCUAUAUUUCAUCGAGAUAUUAAAGCCACCAAUAUCUUGUUAGACUCGAAGUUUGUAGCCAAAGUUGCUGAUUUUGGACUUUCACGACUUGCCCCAGUACCAGAAAAUAGCGGAGUUGUUCCUGGCCACGUAUCAACGGUUGUGAAAGGCACACCGGUAAGUUGUUGCUUCACUGAUAUCAUGCGGGCACGUGACACAGGCUUUCAUAUUGUGAAAUCAUUUUGACAUUUCAAUGCACAACCAAAAAAGCUAUUUGAGCUAAGAAGUUGCAUGCCAACAAUGCUUGGUUCAACCAAAGAGAAAAUCGGGGCGGACGAAAUCGAAGACCUUCGUCCGACACUGAUUUCUGGCCCUAAGCUUGAGAUAAUGAUGAUGCUUUAAUGACAUUUCCAUCUAGGUACUGAAGUGGGAGGUUCGCAUACUAGCUUCUUUAGUUACCUCGAAUAAUAGCUUAGAUUUCUGACCUUGGGUUUCGUAUCUUUCAUGUCAUGGGUAUGCAAAGCUGCCAUCUCCCCAGUAAAAUAACCUACUUGGGUCACCCUGCCACAGGCACAUAGAGCACUCGAAGCCUAGUGAGUUGGAUGGAAAAUUUAGUUUGGAUAAAUAACCCAUAACUUGAUUAAUCCGCUUUUGACUGAACUCCACAGUCAUCACAAUCCAGCUAGAGCCACCGCUGUGCUUAUUGCAGGCUUUCAAUAACAUUUUAUUACCUAUCCUUUGUCUUCUAAUGGUAGACGGCCUCGCAUGAUGACAGGAGGUCAUUGGGCAUUGAUACCAGAGUUGGAUUUGAUUUUUGAACCGAUAGUCCUGGGCAAGAUGUUGCGUAGAAUCCUUGUGGCCCAAAUUUUGCACAACAUUUUCAAGGGCUAUUUCAGUAUCAUUUUCCAACACAACAUUGUAUAAUUAUGCUAUAUAUCUUUCUCAGGGUUACCUCGAUCCAGAAUACUUCCUGACCCACAAGUUGACGGAUAAAAGUGACGUAUACAGUCUUGGGGUAGUGUUCUUGGAACUUCUGACUGGGAUGCAUCCAAUUUCACAUGGCAAAAAUAUAGUUCGAGAGGUAAGAUCUGAAGCAUAAAGCUUGGCAAUAUCCUAUCAUAUGGAUCAGGGUUUUUCUAGACGCCAUGUUUUCUAAUUUUUAAGGGCGUUUUCAUCGUUCGCAUUGAGAUUUACUCAUGGGUGGCCGACGUUUCAUAGGUUAAUGUAGCAAAUCAAUCUGGUAUGAUGUUCUCGGUCAUAGACAAGCGUAUGGGCCCCUAUCCUCCUGAAUGUGUGGAGAAGUUCAUGGCUCUGGCCCUCAGAUGCUGUGAGGAUGAAACAGACUCGAGGCCUUCAAUGGCUGAGGUGGUCAGAGAGCUUGACAACAUAUGGGCCAUCACUCCCGCAGACGAUGUUGUGCCAACUGCAGCGGCGAAAAGAACUCCUCGUCAAACGACUUCUGCAUCAUCUUCCUUGGUGCACAGCACGCUGUACACUUCAACAGAUGUAUCCGGUAGCGAUCUUCUCAGUGGAGUCGUCCCCAACAUUGCACCUCGCUGA